This is a messenger RNA of Peniophora sp. CBMAI 1063, 1548 nucleotides long. NCBI's taxonomy places the organism in Eukaryota, Fungi, Basidiomycota, Agaricomycetes, Russulales, Peniophoraceae. The record is from the annotation of a GenBank genome assembly.
AUGCCUGCCCUUUGGGGGCGUGUCUCUCUCACAAACACGCGAGUUCCCCCAGAAGCGUUUCAUACGCUGCUUAAGAUGGCCCGAGACGCCCACUUGGAAGCGUAUAUUGAGUCUUGCCGGGCUGGUUACGGUGGCGACAGCCAGGUGCAGGAGGAUCAUUACCAACUUGUCCUCGGCGUCGCCAAAUCACUCAUACCUCGUAUUCGAGUGCUGUCGAUUGAUGGCGUCUCCUAUCAUCCUCAGGAUGAUCUUGGACAUUUCUUUCAGCAAGGUCCUCUUCCGAAUCUUCUCAAACUCUAUGUCAAUUAUCAUGGCGGCAGCUGGCAGCCAGAGACCCUCGAUCGCAAUAUCUGCAUGGACGCUCCUCAUCUCACUGAGCUUAAGCUCAGCCUGUUCGAAUUAGGCCUACCCAUGGCUGAUGGAUCUCACAAAGGAUUCUGUCUCGAUAUCCCGAACGUCAAAACGCUACUCAUUGAGUGGCGCGGGAUGAGCUUCGGGGAGACGACCAUGUGGAACCUUCGUUGGAUUGCUACAGUCAUUCAAAAUGGGCCUUUGAUCGAGAACCUUGCCAUUGAUCUGGCAUUCUGGCACUUCGAAGCUGACUGGUUUACCCUAUUCAAUGGCCAGAAUGCCCUUCUUUACAACCUGAGAUCUUUGAUCAUCACGCAGCGCAGCAUGUGUAUGCACACUGGCGACUUUCUGACUCGCAUCUGUCCCUCGCCUCCUCCCGCUUUCACAUUCACCGCGCGAUACAUCAGGCCUGAGGACGUCGUUCCCAUUGCGCAAUCUUUGGCGCCGUAUCUCGCCGCUUGUGCCUCGUAUAGCACAAUGUACAUCCGGUUUUGCCACCCGAUGUGGGUGAUGAUACACGUAUUGCCCAAACCCAGUGAUGCUCGCGCACUCUCAGAGGAGAAGACAUUUAACUGGCGGUCCGAGGAUAAUCUCGCGAAACUGGAACGUCAGACGACGCUAUCCCUGUCCACGCUCUCCAAUCUCCACAUCUCCGUAGAGCUCCUCCCCGACCUCGCAUCACGACUACAUCUUGCGCAACACACACACCUACACGUCAACGGCGGCGUGAACCCUGCUUACUGGUGGUACAUGUUCCGACACCUCGUCGCGCCGCGAAUGACAUCCGUGCAUACUUUCAUCAUCGACAAUCUGUCGUGGCUCGGGCCCAAAGCAGGAGAUAUGAACGCGCUGAGUAUCAUCGGCCCGCCUGAUCAUGGUCUAUUUGAGGGUAUUGAACACCUCCAGACGUGGACAAGCUCGCCUCUUCCAGCCCUGCGCACGCUAAUCGUGACAUCGUGGGUCACGGGCACUAAGAGCCGCAAACGCUUGGGACUCACACACCUCGUUCGGCUCCUGAUCCACCGCUUGGAGAUAGGGCUCCCCGUACACUCGGUGUACUUGCGAGGAGGAUGGAUGAAUGCAGGGCUGGCGCCAAAGACGCAGAAGGAUAAGGUCAUUGAUAGCGAGGCGCUGAGGUGUAUACGAGCGGCUGUUACGGGCGAGGUCUUCGACGAACGAGUAGUGCUCGGACCUUGA